CCAUUAGUCGAAAACUAUAAACGCUCGACGCGAAAUCGUCUCCGGGUCUCUCUCCGCCUACUUCUUCGACACCGAGCACGCAACUAUUUUUUUUUUUAGAUCUACGCUUAAACUGUUACCAACACCACAACAAACGCACAAUUUUAGGCGGCUAACAAGAAAUACAAAUUUUUUAUUCAAAUUACACAAAAAGGAGAAAAUUUUUUUUACUGUUUCCUGCGCCACGGACAAAACUACAAUAAAAAAAAAAAUCCGAAAAAUUUUUUUUUAAAAUUCCAACAUAAGAAUUGAAUUUUUUUCGUAACGUUCGGACGCCAAGUAAAAGCAAAAGUGACAACAAAUGACUCUGCAGUGCAGCAAAUAAAUCAAGCAAAAACAAUAACAAAAAACAUAUAUAUAUAUAUCUGAAUAUAUAUAUAUAUAUAUAUAUAUAUAUAUAUAGAAGGAACAGCAUCGUCAGCUGAAAGGACGCCGCCCCACCCCCCACCAGAGAGCAGCAACAGAAAACUCGGCAACAUGCUGGGCGAAUCGUAUGUGAUAAAGUUUGUGAAGCGCCAGCUGCUGAUGGAGCAGCAGGAUGCCCAGAAUAUGCUGCUCUUCUCGCUGAGCUUCCUCACCCUGAUCAAGCUGCUGCAGUGGCUGCUGCGCCUGUACCGGGAGCUGCGCAAGCUGCCGCCCGGCCCCUGGGGCCUGCCGGUCAUCGGCUAUCUGCUGUUCAUGGGCAACGAGAAGCACACGCGCUUCAUGGAGCUGGCCACCAGGUACGGCAGCCUCUUCUCCACCCGCCUCGGCAGCCAGCUGACGGUCGUCAUGAGUGACUACAAAAUGAUUCGCGAGUGCUUUCGCCGCGAGGAGUUCACAGGACGACCGGACACGCCGUUCAUGCAAACGCUCAACGGUUACGGCAUCAUCAAUAGCACCGGCAAACUGUGGAAGGAUCAGCGUCGCUUUCUGCACGACAAGUUGCGCCAGUUCGGCAUGACCUACAUGGGCAACGGCAAGCAGCAGAUGCAGAAGCGCAUCAUGACGGAGGUGCACGAGUUCAUUGGGCAUUUGCAUGCGAGCGACGGACAACCGAUUGACAUGUCGCCGGUCAUCUCGGUGGCUGUGAGCAAUGUGAUUUGCAGCCUGAUGAUGUCGACGCGGUUCAGCAUCGACGAUCCCAAGUUUAGGCGCUUCAACUUUCUGAUCGAGGAGGGCAUGCGGCUGUUCGGCGAGAUUCAUACCGUUGACUACAUACCGACGCUGCAGUGCUUCCCCAGCAUCUCGACGGCCAAGAACAAGAUCGCCCAGAAUCGUGCCGAGAUGCAGAAAUUCUACCGUGACGUCAUCGACGAGCACAAGCGCAGCUUCGAUCCCAGCAAUGUGCGCGAUCUGGUCGAUUUCUAUCUGUGCGAGAUUGAGAAGGCCAAGGCCGAAGGCACCGAUGCAGAACUCUUUGAGGGCAAGGAUCAUGAGGAGCAGCUGGUUCAAGUGAUCAUUGAUCUGUUCUCGGCGGGCAUGGAGACGAUCAAGACGACGCUGCUGUGGAUAAACGUGUUCAUGCUGCGCAAUCCCAAGGAGAUGCGACGCGUCCAGGACGAGCUCGAUCAGGUUGUGGGUCGCCAUCGUCUGCCCACGAUCGAGGAUCUGCAGUAUCUGCCAGUCACUGAGUCAACGAUACUCGAGUCGAUGCGCCGCUCCAGCAUCGUGCCAUUGGCCACCACACACUCGCCCACAAGAGAUGUGCAACUGAAUGGCUAUACCAUACCGGCCGGCUCGCACGUCAUACCGCUGAUCAACAGCGUUCACAUGGACCCCAAUCUGUGGGAGAAGCCGGAGGAGUUCCGCCCGUCGCGCUUCAUCGAUACGGAGGGCAAGGUGCGCAAGCCGGAAUACUUUAUACCCUUCGGUGUGGGCCGACGCAUGUGUCUGGGCGAUGUGCUGGCGCGCAUGGAGCUCUUCCUGUUCUUCGCCUCGUUCAUGCACUGCUUCGACAUUGCGCUGCCCGAGGGCCAGCCGCUGCCCAGCCUGAAGGGCAAUGUGGGCGCCACCAUCACGCCCGAGUCCUUCAAGGUCUGCCUCAAGCGUCGCCCCCUGGCGCCCACGGCCAGCGAGCCGCAUCAAGUGCGCAAUGUGGGCGCCAACUGAGCCCCAACUAGGCGGGGCUCAACAGAGCACGGUUUUGUUCCUACACAAUUUUUUUUAAUUAUUAUUAUUAUUAUUAUUAUUAUUAUUAUUAUUAUUAAUAUUAUUAUUAUUAUUAUCAUUAGAGAUUUAUAUGCAUAGAGAGAGACAAUAUUGCUUAAGAAAUUAGGCCUUAGGCUUAGCGUUAAGUAACAAGUUUUUAAAGGCUAUACGACGAGCCUGUCAUCAAAAGAUACAGAUGCUACCUAUCUAUACCUAUCUAUAGAUUAUGUAUCUGUAUCAUUUAUCAUUUAGCUAUGUUAUAAAGCAAUCAAAUUCUAUUCUUUCAACCCCAAGAAGCUGUGUUCAGUUAAUUAAUAAUUAAUUCGUAAUUAAAAUACAUUAAUUAAUUAGCAUUUUAAUUAGCCAAGUUGAAAUAUUUUGUU
Messenger RNA from Drosophila mojavensis, 2552 nucleotides. It is a transcript of the gene Cyp18a1, whose product is annotated as cytochrome P450 18a1. Gene Ontology annotation, cellular component: cytoplasm; intracellular membrane-bounded organelle. Lineage: Eukaryota; Metazoa; Arthropoda; Insecta; Diptera; Drosophilidae. The coding region runs from base 517 to 2130 and encodes 537 amino acids. Gene Ontology annotation, biological process: xenobiotic metabolic process. Gene Ontology annotation, molecular function: heme binding; iron ion binding; oxidoreductase activity, acting on paired donors, with incorporation or reduction of molecular oxygen, reduced flavin or flavoprotein as one donor, and incorporation of one atom of oxygen. The record is from RefSeq and is a predicted model, not a curated record. The transcript has 5 exons.